Molecule: messenger RNA, 1016 nt
Organism: Populus euphratica (Euphrates poplar)
Lineage: Eukaryota; Viridiplantae; Streptophyta; Magnoliopsida; Malpighiales; Salicaceae
Product: agamous-like MADS-box protein AGL19
Exons: 1
Coding region: 137-934 (265 amino acids)
Biological process (GO): regulation of transcription by RNA polymerase II
Molecular function (GO): protein dimerization activity; RNA polymerase II cis-regulatory region sequence-specific DNA binding; DNA-binding transcription factor activity, RNA polymerase II-specific
Source: RefSeq, a predicted model, not a curated record
UUCCGAAGUAAACAGGGAAAGAUUUCCCUCUCAGUCGUCCCGACCGUGAUUCAUUGCCCUAUUUAGCCAGCACAAAGACAGAACAAUAGUGUUCUGUCUUAACGCAUCUUGCUUUGUAGUCUCUCUAAUUCAAUCUAUGGCAGAGAUUAGAACAAUUCGAAUGCCGAAUCACCAGAGGAAGACGAUCCUGGAUAGAGACCAAGCAAGCCAUGCUGUGAGCUUCUCCAAGCGAACGAAAACCUUGAAGAAGAAAGCUCACGAGCUUCAGACACUGUGUGAUGUCAAGAUUUGCAUGGUCUGUUUUGGUCCUGACAGCACCGUCCAGACAUGGCCAGAGGGUGCUGUGGAGGUCAAGGAUGCAAUCAUGUCCUACAAAGGACUCGGUGAUAGAAAGAAAUACGAGAGCAGCCUCUUGGGUUAUUUGCAUGAUAAAAAGAUGAAGCUUGAAGUCAAGAAACGGAAGGUGAUGAAGAAGGUUAAUAAAGAGCUCUUUGCCAAGUGGUCCGAUCAUGUUGAUGGGUUAUCUGAUGAAGCUUUGAGGGACAUAGUUAACACUUUAGAGUCUAGAAUGUUUGAUUUGAAAGAGAGAAUAAAGUUAUGCAUGCAGAGGGAUAAGGUAAAGGCAAUUCAAGAUCAUGUUGAUAUGGAACUCGAGAUGGAUGGAUCAUCCGUUCCUAGCAGUGCUGCUGGUGCAACUGCGUGGCCAGCAGAGGUCAUGGAUACAAACAUCAACAUUGUGGAAACUGUUGGUAAUAAUGACAAGGAGGCAACUUCCACCAGCUUUGAGAUGCCACCACCACCAAAAGAUUCAAGUGACUGGAUGGAGAAUUUAUGUAACUGGAUGGCGAAUGAUGAAGCCUAUCAGCAUGGUUUUGAAGAUGAUGAUUGGUUUAAUGAGUGGGAAGCAAAACAAUAUGAUGAUUGUCGGCUGUAGUAGUAUUUGGCUUUCUUUUUUAAUGUUAAGAUGUAUCUAGAUUCUAUACUAAUAAUUCUGCAACUCAAAGGUCUACUGAAAA